This is a messenger RNA of Penaeus vannamei (Pacific white shrimp), 2052 nucleotides long. The record is from RefSeq and is a predicted model, not a curated record. NCBI's taxonomy places the organism in Eukaryota, Metazoa, Arthropoda, Malacostraca, Decapoda, Penaeidae.
GCUUGGAGUCACCGCUGGUACCGGUGUGGGUAGCGAGGACUCACAGAAAUACCACAUGCCGCUUUCUAACCGAAAUGCCUACAGAAAAUAUGUAGUGUAAGGGAUUUUCUUCCACCUUUUGCCUCCAGAACUUCAAAGACGUGUCAUGCAGCCAGGUAUUUUGUAAUCUGUGUUUUGGCGUCACGUAGUACCACUGCAAAAUUAGAGAAAUUCAUUGGUUGUUGGGAAUUCUCGCGAGUGAAAAUGUUAGGUAAAUCCCUACCUGGAACCUGCACUGCAUGGAAGUGAUGCAACAUUAAUAUUCUGUGUGUGAGAGUACUCCAUUCAGAUAUAAACGUGCGCACAUACGCACACGGAUACACUCACACACACUCACUCAAUCUCACUCACUCACUCACUCACCCACUCACUCUCAUUCACUCACUCACUCAAUUACCCACUCACUCACACACACACACAUACACUCACAGUCACACUUACUCACACACACACUCACACACACGCACCACACAAAAUACACCUGCAUUCACACAGCGGAUCUAUGGGUACUUGAUUCCUUAUACGUGCUUAGGAUGUGACUGAAGUAAUUCACUAUAUCCUUGUUUUAUUCAUUGAAGCACAGAACAACUCAUGCCUUACAAUGGAGUUUCAUUUAUUUUUUGUUUUAUAAAGUCUACAAUAAUUAUCUCACUUCCCUCCCUAUUCAAAAUCCGAAAAUAUUGGCACGAAAAUCCGCCUCGUGGAAGAGAACAUGAACAGUGAACAGUGAACAUCGUAGCCUCAUAUCCUACGCCGCCACUCCGCUGUUCAUUUCAUCUCUGGCAGUCACAAGACACUGACACAAGAUCCGAGAGCGACCAUGGAACGAGCAUAUCGUGCAUUGACCUUCGCGACGGCCCUGGUUACGGUGGCCGCUCUCAUCUGGUUCGCCUAUUACCCUCCUCCGUUUCCUGUCCUCUGUCCGGAUAAAAAGGGAGGACCAGAUCCUGUGACAGGAACGAGGUCCUUUUUCCCCAGUCUGUCGCAGGAGUGUUUUGCUUACAACGCCACCAGUGCGGAAAAUAUUUGCUGUCGCAUGAAGAAGUAUAUUUCAGUGGACGACAUUCGGCGCUGUAUACUUGGUGUGACGGGCAUCCCCGAAAUAUCCAUAUUAACCGAACGGACGCAAAAGAACAAGAAAAAACUGAAUGGGAUGUUCACGAAGAGCGGUCAUUCUUCCAGCCUUCAGAAUAACACCGUAAAUUGGGCUUUCAUCGGAGACUCCCAUUCACGCUAUUUGGUCUGCGCAAUUCUGAGUCUCAUGAAAGGCCCCGAAUUUCAGUGUCGGAUUCCAGAGUUCCAGGGGGAGUGGAGAAACAUCGAUUACUUUCUGGACAAGCUGCCAAGGUGUCGCUAUAAGGGCGAAUUUAUAAUGAUUCGUCACGUCCACGCACCCUUCACGUUAACGUACUACAUAGACGAAUAUUUGACGAAGUUGCCGAAGCUGGUGCAGCUGUGGGAGGCGGAAGAGCGACCAAAGCCCACAUUCGUUGUAAUGAACACAGGAAACCACUGGAUGCGGUAUUUAGAAUCCACCUACCUGGAGAAGGGCGUGGAAACAGCUGGGGAAAUAUUCGAAAAACACCUGCAAAGUAUCGCACCUGUAAUUACUCGUCUCGCUCGCACAACACCUGUUAUCUUCAAAAUGCAAGAUGAUCUCCAGGUGGCUUAUAUCGAGGACCCAAAAGUGAAAUCCUUCACCGUCGACAACAUCCGCCAUUACAACGCCCUCUAUAAACAAACCCUGAAGAAUACCGGCGUCGUGUUUUGGGACAGCACGUUGCCUCUCUCCCGCGCAUACAACCAAGAAUGCCUCAGGAACCCAAGACACUUCAGGGACACGCUGUGGUGGAUGUGCAAGGAUGUGGUGCAUGUGGGGUAUAUUCUGGUGCGCCAGUAUGCGGAUAUGGUUCUCAAUGCUGCUUGUGGUCGAAGUAUGAGCGACUGCAGCUGAAACCGUCUCUUGCCUGACGUUUUCUACAGCCAGUAACCAUUUAUUAUCCUCUUACUUUA